UGUACCAGCUGUUCGGCUUCGACCCUCAACCACUCCCCCCGGAGACGUAACUUAGUGUGCAGCUGCACCAGCAUCCCAGGCCGUGAGGACGCACCGAGCCUCUACCAGACACCAGACGUGUUGCAAGCGGGAUCGCCUUGCCAGCUCGCAGGUUGGAGCUUCGCGAAGACGUGCUGCUGCCGUCAUCGUUGCCGGCCUCAUCGAGAUGGGUUCGCCGUUCGAUAAUGACGACAACCUGCUGCUCAUCACACUGGCCGUGACGGUGGUGUUUCAACUGGCCUUCUUUUUUGUUGCCUUCACCUGCAAGUUUGACAAGGCAAGUGACCGACUUCGCUGGGGGAAGCAACUUCGUUGUGUUAGCGGUCCUGACUCUGAUGCUAGGUGGCGAGUACUACAUGAGGCAGAUCCUAGUCACGGCAGCAGUGUGCUUGUGGGGCACGAGGCUCGCAGGGUGGUUGUUGUAUCGUGUGAUCAAGAUGGGGAAGGACGACCGUUUCGACGACACGAGAGAAAACUUCUUCAAGUUCCUCGCCUUCUGGGUGUUCCAGAUGAUCUGGGUGUGGUCCCUUAGCCUCCCGGUGACCCUACUUAACUCUACUGUGGUCAACCCCGAUCGUUCCGCGAGGGAUAUCGCCGGAGCCGUGAUGUUCGUGAUUGGAUUCAUCUUCGAGCUCGGCAGCGACGUCCAGAAGGAUAUCUUCAAGUCCAACGGGGGGAGAGGAGUCUGCGAAACAGGCCUGUGGAAAUACUCUCGCCACCCGAACUUCUUCGGGGACCUCAUGCAGUGGUGGGCGAUAUUCACCGUGUGUUCCACGAUUUUCGGGCCCGCGGCGGACGCUGGGGAGGCGGACUGGGGGUACGCUACCAUCUGCGGCCCCCUGUUCCUGACGGCCAUUUUGCUCUUCGGCAGCGGGAUCCCGACUGUUGAGUCGAGCUGGAUAAAGAAGUACGGCGGGACCGAGUCCUUCUGGGCCUACAGAGAAAGGACGUCCAUCCUCUUCCCCAUGCCUCCCGUUCUGUUCGAGCCCUUGCCGCAGGUGGUGAAGGCGUGGCUCUUUCUCGAGUGGCCGUUCUACCAAGGUGCAGCAACCAGACCCCAUUCUGCUGCCUCUGAAGAGAGUGUCUUCGGGCCUACCUCAGAACUUCCAUGAAGAUGAUGACCGAUGACCGCACCGCUCACGUCCAUACCGUAGUGGCGACGAAAGAAGAGUUUGCCCCUGAUAGCUACCGGGAAGCCCCGCAGUCCUCCUCCGAUGAAGCCGAUGAAACCAGCUUGUAGAAGGCUCUGGGUUCGAGUCUCCUGAAGGCCACUGCUAGUGUCUCUUGUAAAUUUUUGUCGUCUUACAUUUCGUUGCACUUCUACUGCUGUACGUCGGCGACAGCAAGAGGAAGCAGCCCCCAAUUUUCUAGGCUGAAUUGAAGUAGGAGUCAGGAGUUUGUUGCUUUGCAUUUGUUGGCCUUUUGCAUGUUUGCCUAUCCGCUCGAGACGGACGUCCAGUCAUGGGUCAUGAAUCACCCGGCUUGUUGUUCGUUUCGGCAUGGAUUUAGGUUUGAUGGUUACUCAUGUGCUUUGUCCUGUUCGUGUGGUUUUUUACUGGCGUUAGGGUUAGACUUGAGCUUGUCAAGCGAGUGGUUCGUAUCUCGUAAAGCGUCGGUGUCCUUGUCUCACGUUCUCAAAGCGAAGCCCUACGCGAACCUGGCAAUUUUUUCGUGGUGGUUCGUUGUACGCAAGACAACGUCGGCCGCACCAAAAAUAGUCGGAACUUUUUUUUUUCAACGGUCGGUUAGUUUGUUGGUCGCUAUGGACGGCGUCGCCGCUUUGUCCAUCCAAACAUCCAAACCCCACCGGAUUGACCAGGUGACUGCUUGUGGCACACACAGUAGACUGUGCAUAGUCUAUAGCUCCAAGGGGUAAUACUACGUUCGGUGCACCGACUGCCCUAGGCUUGCCAAUAGAUUUCGUCGACGUGCACGGGGAACAUCGAGACAUUUGAUACACGUGUCGUGUGUGCGUGGCUGCCGGGGAAGGGGAAGGCGUUGAGGAAAGCGAAUCAACUACCCUUAAU
This is a messenger RNA of Ectocarpus sp. CCAP 1310/34, 2066 nucleotides long. Lineage: Eukaryota; Phaeophyceae; Ectocarpales; Ectocarpaceae. The record is from the annotation of a GenBank genome assembly.